AUGACUAAUGAGGGUGUCACUAUAGACAUUAGUUAUUAUCCUGGAAGUGCUGGAGGUCAAGUCAAACAAGAUGAGAAUGGGUACUUCUACAAUAGUGAUGAUGGAAGAGUUCUUCUAACGGAUGAUUGGUAUCCUGACCCAGAGGGAACUUACAGGAAGUUUACUCAUACUCCAAAAGGCGGAUGUGGCGUUAAAGAAAUUAAGAAGGGAGGAGUGCCUGCAAGUGAUAAACCUGGAGAUGGUAGUUCAAGUUCUAAUAAGAUCAAGGAACUGCUCGAGGAAGCCUAUGGAGGAUCUGGAGGUUCUUUGUUGAGUUACCUUGGACAAACACUUGGAGGUACUGUAGUAACAGGGACUCUCGGUUUUGGGGGCCACAAGAUCCUUGCCGUGUUAUGGCCCUUGUUGAAUCGUCAUGAUCCUUCUACUUCAUCUUAA
Messenger RNA from Theileria equi strain WA, 435 nucleotides. RefSeq lists its product as hypothetical. The record is from RefSeq and is a predicted model, not a curated record. The coding region runs from base 1 to 435 and encodes 144 amino acids. NCBI's taxonomy places the organism in Eukaryota, Apicomplexa, Aconoidasida, Piroplasmida, Theileriidae. The transcript has a single exon.